UUCCACAACUAUUAAAGCUAAAAUUACAAACAAAAAGAAAACUCCUAAGAGUAAAACACAAAACAAACAAGUUAAAAUAAUAACAUUGUAAAAGAAAAGAAAAACUCUCUUUAAAAGAAGAAAAGCAGUUAAACAAAAUAUUACAAAACUGUUUAAAUUUAAAACUAAAAACAUUUAUUGCAAAAAAAGAAAAGAAAAUUUUCAAGUAUUUUAGAAUUUGUUAAAAACAAACAAAACUUUGUGAAAAUAAUUGUGAAUUGAGUUUCAAGUUUAUAAUUUAUUUGAAUUUCCUCCAAAAUGCCGGUUGAUAUUUAUACACAACAAUUUGUGCCACCAAGAGCUUCAGCUCCUAUACCCGUUGCAUCGUUUAGCGGUUCUGAUAGUCCUAUCUCUUCUUGCUCGCCCACUGAAAACUGCUACAAACACUUCAACAUGAAUAAACUCUGCCGUCAAGUGUCAAUUGAAUCGCCUGGACCACAGGUGAAAAAUUGUGUUUUCAACUUUUUCGUACCCAUUGAAGAUACACCACCAUGCGGUGCUCGCAUUAAAAUUGUAUGUGCCGGUGCCUGCUAUAGACGUCGUGAUCGUUCGGCCUCCAUAACCAGCAUGUCAUCGGUAUCUUCGGAUUUGAGUGAUUAUUGUCCACCGCCCGCCAGCUCAUCACCAGCACAUGCUGGUGUACGUGAGGGUUCAUUUUUCCCCGGCUACGAAGUGGCCGGUGUUAUUGAGUCGUUGGGCAGUGAGGUGACAGAUAAGAAUAAUAUGGGUUUGAAGAUCGGACAGCGCGUCAUUGUUUAUCCCUUUGAGGAGGCACCUACUGGUUAUGCUGAAUUGAUGGCUGUACCAGAAUUGAAAUAUGUUGUACCCAUUCCUGAUGGUUUACCCAUGCCGGUAGCAGCCAUGUUGCCCACUGGUGCUCUCUUGGCCAUGAAUGCUGUCUUCAAGGCUCACGAAGUUGUAACACAGACUUUGAAAAACAAGAGUGCCGAUGAUCCGAAUAAAAAAUGUAAAAUUUUAAUAGUUGGCACUGGCGGUCUGGCAUUGUGGGCUGUACGUCUUGCCGCCUAUCAUUUCGCAAAUACAGGAGUGGAUAGUUCAAUUGAACUAACAGUUGCCAGUCUCAGAGAUGAGGGCUUCCGUUUAGCAACAGAAAUUAAGAAUGUCAGUGUUGUACAAUGGAAUGAAUGCUUGUAUGAACCUCAGUUGAUUGAACGUACUAAAGAUCUGUGCGGUGGUCCCGUCGAUAUUGUCAUUGAUUUUGGCACCACUUCACGCAGUCUUCAUCGUUCCAUGCAUUGUCUCAAUAAGGGCGGCGUUGUGCUCAUUAGCGAGGAUGUGGCUGAGAAAUUAAUGCCCAAAUUUUCCAGACUCUCCAUUGAGAACAAUCAACAAAUCAUACCCAUUUCUAGUGGUUCGGUUGAACAAUUGCGUACAUUGGUCGAGAUAGUAGCGGAUAAGAAAAUUGAACCACCACCACAUUCGGUAUUUCCCUGUGAACAGGCUGCCGAAGUUAUACAGAAAUUGUGUAGUUCUGAAAUACCUGGACGUGCUAUCUUGCGUUUCCAUGAUAUUGAAUAAUUUCCCAAAAAUUUUAAACAGUUUCACCAACUAACAUCAAAAAAAAAACCCAAAUCAUUUUUAGUAUUACAAGCAACAAACAAAGAAAAACAAAAAGAAAUGGAAAUCUAAUCAGGUCUAAACUAGUAUUUUGGAAAAGUUUGUUUUAACAUCAUUAUCUUGCUAUUAACAGCAAAUACUACAUACAUUUUUUUUAUCAUUAAACAAAACAAAAAAAAAACUCAGGCAUCCAUUUAUAGUUGAUGCCCAGUAAAUGUCUAUUUUAUUGUUAAUAUUUGGACCGUAGAAUUAAAAACAAAAAUAUUACAAAACAGGUCAUCAUAUUAGAUGUUGUACUACUCAUAACUUAAUAAUUAAGUAAUAAUUUUCCUUAUUAUUUGUAAGUUUUAUGCUCUGAUCUUUGAAUUUUAUUUUUUAAUUUAAGUUUGAUUUAAUCAAAAACACAAGUAUUCUUUUCAACAAAUAUUGAGCUUAACUAAUAAAGCAAUUAAUUGUUUUAUGUUUUUUUUUAUAAGCAAACUUACUUAUACUUUAUUACAUAUUUAUUAAUUUUUAUUUUAAUUAGUUAUUUUAAGUUUUUAAUGUUUAUUUUAAUUUUAUUUUUUAAUUUUAUUUUUCAUUUUUUUAUAAAAUAUUAAAUGCUAUUGAAACAUUGAAUGUUUUUUUAAAUUAUAUAUAAAUUACCAAAAACAAACAUAUAAAUUUGUUAAAUUGCUUAACUCUAAUGUUAUUUCACUUGGCUUAGAUAUCACUCAAACAAAAAUAUAAAUUUAAUAAAAAUGAUAUAAAA
Lucilia sericata (common green bottle fly) is the source of this 2368-nucleotide messenger RNA. Its product is annotated as zinc-type alcohol dehydrogenase-like protein C1773.06c. The record is from RefSeq and is a predicted model, not a curated record. Lineage: Eukaryota; Metazoa; Arthropoda; Insecta; Diptera; Calliphoridae. Gene Ontology annotation, molecular function: alcohol dehydrogenase (NADP+) activity. Gene Ontology annotation, biological process: alcohol metabolic process. The transcript is spliced from 3 exons. Bases 298 to 1578 code for a protein of 426 amino acids.